Molecule: messenger RNA, 3784 nt
Organism: Pyrgilauda ruficollis (rufous-necked snowfinch)
Lineage: Eukaryota; Metazoa; Chordata; Aves; Passeriformes; Passeridae
Gene: ECHDC1
Product: ethylmalonyl-CoA decarboxylase 1
Exons: 7
Coding region: 93-995 (300 amino acids)
Biological process (GO): fatty acid beta-oxidation
Cellular component (GO): cytosol
Molecular function (GO): enoyl-CoA hydratase activity
Source: RefSeq, a predicted model, not a curated record
CUGCUUCGCCGGCGCCGGGGCCGGUCAGUGCCGGGGCCAGCCUUGAGAAAGCCAGCUGGAGAAGUGACUGCCCUCAGCUUGCUUCAUCUGAAAUGGCCCUUGCUUUGUGGAAGAACUUUCUUCAGAUUACAAUUAAAAGGGUACUACAACGAAGAAGGUUGUCACUGUAUAAUGGUGCUCAUGGCUAUGAGGAAGAACUGAUAAAGAAGAAACUUCAGCAGUUUUCUGGUGGAUCCAUCAACCUUUCCAAAGAAGACAAUGGCAUUGCAAUACUUACUUUGAAUAAUCCAAAGUUAAUGAAUGCCUUUACAGGCACUAUGAUGGUAGAACUCCAGGAGAGGGUUACUGAACUGGAAAACUGGAAGGAUGGCAAAGGCCUUAUAAUCCAUGGUGCAGGAAACACUUUUUGCUCAGGAUCUGAUUUGAAUGUUGUCAAAGAAAUAUCCAAUUCCCAGGAUGGGAUGAAUAUGUGCAUGUUUAUGCAAAACACCUUAACCAGACUUAUGAGGUUGCCUUUGAUCAGUGUUGCACUAGUUCAAGGAAAAGCUUUUGGAGGAGGAGCAGAACUUACCACAGCAUGUGAUUUCAGGUUGAUGACGCCUGGGAGUGAAAUUCGCUUUGUCCACAAGCACAUGGGCCUGGUGCCAGGCUGGGGAGGAGGUGCCCGGCUGGUGCGGAUUGUGGGCAGCGGGGCAGCCUUGCGGCUGCUGGCCGGGGCUGCGCGGCUGGAUCCCGAGAGAGCGCUCAGCCUGGGGCUCUCCGAGGAGACGCUGCUGUCCUCAGAUGGAACCAGAGCGCUGGGAGAGGCCCGGGCCUGGCUGAGUCAGUACACAGAGGGUCCGGCCACUGUCAUUCGGGCUGUGAAAAAGGUGGUGACAGCAGGAAGAGAGCUCCCGCUGGAAGCUGCCCUAAGGACAGAGAAGGACAUUUUUGGAACUGUGUGGGGUGGGCCUGCCAAUUUGCAGGCAUUGGUUAGAAGACCAAAACAUAAAUGAUGGUUUAUGCAUAAGAAAUGGGCUUCACUUUUUUGCAAGCAACGCUUUCAGUAAAGCAGCCGUUAAGCUGAAUCAUUUAAGGCCUUGUCCAUUUAAAAUGGCAUUAACAUUCCUGCCAUUUAGGUCAGGGAGGCAUAUUUGGUGUGCAACCACAGAGAAAUCCCAGGCAGAUUCUCUACUGUCCUAAUCACCCACUGAAUCGAGAUUAGUGAAAUUACUAUGUAAAGGUAAAUACUGUGCUGAAAAUAGAACUAUAAUUCCUUUGGAAUGAGGAUGAAGAUUAUUUUAUUUGGUGGCUGGUUUUGUUUUUUUUUAAACUGGUAUGGAAAUUAAUUACUUGAAAGAUCUGAGGUUUAUUCAUUUGCAGAACAGGUGCAUCUAAAGCUGCAAAAUAUGAGUUCACCAACAUGAGACCAGUGUCUUUAAGCAGCUUGGAAAAGAUGAUUACUAGUGGGAGGAUAGCUUUUAUUUUUCCAUUCUAGUUAGUUCUUUGUGCAAUUGCUGAGAAAGUAUCCUUCAAUUUUAGUGGUACUUUUACAGGAGAAGCUUUGAGUUACUGAGAAGCUUCUAGCACUCGUUCACUAUCACUGAUUCAGGCUUUUAAAUGUAUUUUGCUAUCUUCUCACUGCUCAAGGAAUCAACUACCCACACAUGCAUCUGCCCAUUCCCAUAUCCUGUACCUGUGCAAAGCUGCUGGCCUGGUUCUUUACACAGAAUCUGGUUGAAAUCUUGGAAGGCUGUGAUGUAUCAUGCCCCAAAAAGGUUUGUCCUUAGGUGACUGGAUGAUGUGAGUACUUCAGCAUUGUGGUAAAGAUGUGAGUGGAUAUGUCUGUGUCUUUCUUCAAUGUAUUUUUACUGGUAGGGUAUAUUUGGGCUGACUAGAAGGUUUGGAACUCAGUCUCCCCUUCAUGCCAGUGACUAUGCAAGUAAUUGGAUAACUUAGUGGGGAAAGUUUUCCCUUUAGAAAUUAGAAACUGACACAGAGUGCCUGCUUUAAAAAUAAACAUCUGUGAGAGCAAAACCAUAAAGACAUAUCUGUAACUGAGAGUUUCCUGACUGUUGGUUAGGAUGCACUUGUCUCUAAAUCCAGCAGGGACUGAGAUCUGAGCCAAGGACCUAAGUACUCUGUGGGAGCAUGUAAAGAAGGAAGCUCUGGGCUCUGUGCCACUGCCAUGACUUCUGACCAGGUAUAACUAGCUCAAGAUCAUGGAACAAGCUCCCUUAAGAAAAUAAGGCAGUAUCUUGGAUGGAAAUCCAUGUUACGAUUUCCUAGUGUGGCAGGAGUCCUGAGUUUUAGACAGUUUGAGGACUUGGGGACAAAUCAAGGUUGGGAAUGAGGCUUGGAUUGCCUGUUAUGAUUAUGCAAGUUUUGAGCAGAUUCUGUGAUCUGCUGGGAAUGUUUUACUGUGUAGUUUUCACAGCAAUGAAUAUAGCCUGAAGCAACCAAGAGAAAUGUUGAGGAAAGGGAUGUGUUUUGAGUUGGCAUCUCAGAGAAGAUAAGGAACUUACCUCCACCCUGUUGAUCCUGCACCUUUGCCUUAAUAUCUGAAGCACUAAUGGAGGAAGAUUUCAAAUCUCUCUUCCCCAAAAAUAAAGUUCAAUUUUUCCUUUUAGGUUAGAGAAGAAACAGGAAUGAGAACAUGGGGAAGAGUAGUGUUUUGGUUUGUGCCUUUCUUCCCCCAGCUCCUUUUUAUCCAGUAGCGCAGUAGUUACUCCUGUAACUGGGUUCUUUCCCAUGCCCUAAAGAACUUCAAAACUGUUACUUCAGAAGAGUGAAUGCUUUAGUAUAAUCAGGCAGCACGUGACUGUUUAGUAGUGAAGUUGUUCUGUUUUUCAUGAAGUUUCUCAAGACUCAUGAGGGACUUGAGUCUCCAGACUGCAGCAUCACUGAACCUUCAAGGCACACUCCAGUCCAUACUCAUCCAGCUUUUCGAAGCAAUAGCACAUAAUGUUGUUGUGAGUCAAAAAAAUAUGUUUUAAAGGGCAACUGAUUAUGUCUUUGCUUUUAGCAAGAAUGAAUGUGCCAUUACUAAUACUGUUAUUCUUUUUAAAAUUGAUGUGACAAUUACUUAGAACCUGAGUAAGACCCUUGAAUCUUUUUUUCUUUUCUGUAUUAGGCUCCUAAGUAUGUUCUGUGUACUGGGUUAUAGAAAUUUGAGAGGGAAGAAAUUGUAGGACAAAGGCAGAAUCUGGUUUCUUUCACAUUUUGAACCAGAUCUGUGCUGGCAGUUAGUGAAUGGUAAGUACACCUCUGGGGGAUCUCUUUCCAUUUUGAUUUAUAGACAAUGAGCUUAAUUCUCAUUUCAGCAAAUGUAUUUCCCCAGCCACCCUUUCUGUUUUGUAUCAAAGGCCAAUGUUUGCUUCUAAGAAAACAGGGCAAAUAAUUAACUAUUACACACCAAGACACAUUCAGAACAGUUUCAGAGAGGGUUAUGGAAACCUGUUUUGCUGGUAUCAUAAAUAUACCAAGCAUAGGUACAGGACAUCCUGAAGAUCAUUACAGUUUGUGAUCAAGGAUAUUGUGAGUAGUGUCAUACCAUAUUCUCUGGUUUAUUUUCUUCUAAAAGUAAGUAGAGCCCUUCAUACAAAAACCAGCCCACCUAAAUUAUCAUGAGUGCUAAGAUGAAAGUUCCAAACUGAGAUGAAAUGGAAUCCCAUUUUACCCAUUUGAAAGCUAAAUGCUUUAUUCACAGAAUACUUUCUUAUCAUCUUAAAGUGACAAAUGUCUUUAACCAGCAGUUGAUAAAUGUUUGUAUUUUCUUUACAAUUAUUAAAGAUGUCAAGCUUCA